UGAUAAGCUGCUGUUUGCUACAAUGACAACAUUAGUAAACUAGAAAAGAAAAAAGGACUUUCCCUGGCUAAAGCCACACCCCCAGAAUGCUGAAGGAAGAGGGGCUGGUUGUCUGUGCUGACAACACAUCACACGCCAACUUCUCCGACUUCACACUCGAUUACGGCUGUUAAGAAAGGCAAAGCAUGACUGUGGACUACGGGAUGUGUGCGCGUCGGCUGCUUCGAAGGUGUGUCAUCUUAUUCCUGGUAUCGGUUCAGUUCAUUCAAAGUAAAGAUGUCACCAUGGUGAUAGGAGAGGUGGGUGGGGCUGUGACCCUCCCCUGUACCUCUGACAUCCAGAGACUCCCAAACCACCUGUAUGUACAGAGACCUGACCCAAACAAGUUCAUUAAUGGCUACCAUAAGACGAGGGACUUACCAUCCCCUCACCCGGAGUAUGCAAACCGUACUCAAGUAGACCACACACAGGGAACAAUGAGGCUGUGGAGUAUACGGCUGUCAGAUGAGGGGCUGUACGAAUGCCACAUCGGAUACCCAACCAAGAACAACCAGAAGAACAUACAACUCAGUGUGACAGCCAACUACAGCACCCCCAAUGUAACAGUGGCCUGUGACAACGGCAGCUGCUUGGUGACAUGUUCCUCUGACAACGGUUACCCUCGUAGGGAUGUUGAGUGGAGCCUGAACCCUCCUCUGAACCAGAGCCACUGGGGAGUAGUGAACAGCAGUGUGGGGACAGACCCGGUCUCUAUGCUGUUCUCUGUCUUCAGUUCCAUAUCCAUCAACUGCUCCUCUGGACCCCUGCUGAACCUCAGCUGUGCUGUAGGGGGCGCCCUCUCACAGGAACACAUUGUCUGCAGGCAUCCUGAUAUCUCUGUUGUCUCUGUGAUCUCUGCUGUCUCUGUGAUCGCUGCUGUUCUGCUGUGUUUCCUGGUUCUGGUAUCGAGCAGCAAGAAAAAGAAGGCUCAGACAGCCAGAGGAGGAAAGGGAGCAGCAAGUUCAGAGGAAAAUGUACAGCUGACCUGAAGGAACCCAGAAACUUGAACAUUUGGAAGGCACUUUAGAGAAGUGUACACUUAUCCAGUGAGCACUUAUCAGGGAUGGACUGUAUUCAACUGAUGAAUACUGGAAGUGGAUACUGGAAGUGAAUACUGGAAGUGAAUACUGGAAGUGGAUACUGGAAGUGGAUACUGGAAGUGAAUACUGGAAGUGAAUACUGGAAGUGGAUACUGGAAGUGAAUACUGGAAGUGGAUACUGGAAGUGAAUACUGGAAGUGAAUGUGUCUGUCCGUAAUAGAUCUUACCUCAGAUCCUAUACCAGCAUCUCCCAAUAGGUCCGAGUCCACCCCACAUACAGUUGAAGUCAGAAGUUUACAUACACUUAGGUUGGAGUCAUUAAAACUAAUUUUUCAACUACUCUACAAAUUUCUUGUUAAUUAACAAACUAUAGUUUUGGCAAGUU
Oncorhynchus gorbuscha (pink salmon) is the source of this 1464-nucleotide messenger RNA. Its product is annotated as T-lymphocyte activation antigen CD80-like. The coding region runs from base 186 to 1028 and encodes 280 amino acids. Gene Ontology annotation, cellular component: external side of plasma membrane. The record is from RefSeq and is a predicted model, not a curated record. Lineage: Eukaryota; Metazoa; Chordata; Actinopteri; Salmoniformes; Salmonidae. The transcript has 9 exons. Gene Ontology annotation, biological process: cell surface receptor signaling pathway; positive regulation of T cell proliferation; immune response.